Messenger RNA from Didymosphaeria variabile, 1992 nucleotides. RefSeq lists its product as uncharacterized. The transcript has 5 exons. The record is from RefSeq and is a predicted model, not a curated record. The coding region runs from base 1 to 1992 and encodes 663 amino acids. Lineage: Eukaryota; Fungi; Ascomycota; Dothideomycetes; Pleosporales; Didymosphaeriaceae.
AUGAGUGUGCAGGCGGCAGCGGAAACAUCCCUAGGGCACUCCAAUAUCGAACUUGAAGCGCUUCCUGGAAAUGCGCAUGUAGACGAUGACGAAAUGGAGCCGGCCGAAGCAAGCAUCCCUAACGAACCUCCUCCAGCGAACGUUUCUGGUGCGCCGCCGGUAGCCGAGACCUCAGGACACUCGAACGUGGAACAUCAACCACUCCCUCAAAACGCAAACGACGUGGAAGCGGCCGAAGAGGCUGUCGAUGAAUCUCCACGAGCAAAAAGGUCUUGGUGGAGCAGGCUAAAGUUCUGGUUCAAACGCCGUUUUAGGUGGUGGAGCAGGACACAGUCUUGGUUUAAACGCCGUUUUCCAGGCUGGCGUGGUGGUGUCCAAUUGUGGACCUAUGGCACCGCGUUCGUGCUCUUCCUCAACGUUCUCUUCGCAAUCAUCGCAGGAGCCGCUCCUCACCCGGAAUCUGGCUUCACGACCAUCUAUCGUGGCGACUGUGGAGUCUAUGAGCGCAUCUUCGAAGGACUGCAAUUUCUCAUCAACGUUUUCAGUACUGUUUUACUAGCCGCGUCCAAUUAUUGCAUGCAACGAUUGGUGGCACCGACAAGAAGCGAGAUCGAUGCUGCUCAUGCAAAGAGGAGAUGGCUCGAUAUCGGGAAGCCAAGUGUGAGGAAUCUCCCCUCGAUCAAUCCGAUGCGCAUAGUGCUAUGGGUUAUGCUGGCCCUGAGCAGCCUGCCGCUGCAUCUUUUCUAUAACUCCGUCCUCAUCAAGGAUCAAGCGACUUAUGAUGAAAUUGCCUACCUCGUUGUAGAUCCUUCAAUCUUCACUAGCACCGACACGGCCUGGACACAAAAAGCUGAGGACUUCCCGGAACUCAGGAAUAUGAUUUCCGACGGCCAAUACCAAGAUCAGUCAGUGUGGAAGAAUCUCACGGCCGACCAAUGUAGGGAUAUUUACGAAGCGCCCUAUAUGAUGAGAGGCUACGCCUUUGGUGUACCAGCUGAGUCGUGGCGGAAAGAACAUAAGCACUACAUCAAUCGAGCUACGCCUGUAUACUCAUGGACCCGUCCUACUGACGGAGGCUCAAUCCCGGUGGAUAGUGAUAUUGACCCCUCCCCAACAGCCUUCCCUCUAGAGUACUGCAUAAGCCAAGAAGUACCUGGACGCUGCGGCAUACAGUUCAGCCUAACAAUCAUCGGGAUUGUCAUUGCAUGUGGCAUUGUGAAAAUAGGAACAAUGUUUGUGAUACUGUGGAAGUUUACCAAGGAGGACACUAUUGCCACCAUCGGCGACGGUAUCCAAUCGUUCAUCGAGACUCCGGAUGCCACCACCACGAACCUUUGCCUGGAAACGCGACACGACAUAGUCAAGGCAUGGAAGACACCACUGGACAGUCGCCGUGGCCGGACCUUUCACAUGCCUUCAACGGAGGCUUGGUUCCGGGCCGCAAGCGUAAAACGUUGGAGUGUUCCUAUAAUGCUCCAACACCCCCAACUCAUAGCCUCCCUCUUCUACUUCACCUACAACGGCCUCUUCACCACAAUGCUCGCCAACCGCGAAUACGCCCAGUACAGCACCAAGCGCGCUGCCCUCCGCGUCAGCGCGGCUAAACCAGGCCAGCGCUCAACUUACUUCCUGUCACUUCCCUACGUCUACAGCCUUCCGCUGAUGGCGCUAAGCGCGCUGUUCCACUGGUUUAUCUCGCAGACUAUCUUCGUGAGUAGGGUGGUUAGCUACAAUGCUUUGGAUCCGGAUAAGCCGUCGCGUACGCAGGAUAGCGAGCUGGGUUAUAGCCUUUAUGCGUUGAUCGGCACGCUUGUGUGUGGGCUUGUGCUGGUUGUUGCGGCGCUGGUUGUUGGGGCGGUGGGGAGGUAUCCGGCUGAGGGGAUGCCGAUUGGGGGACGAAUAGCGCUGUUAUCAGUGCAGCGUGUCAUGUGGAUACGAGCAGUGAAAGUAAUAAGACUGGGGAGGAGGGUGGUGUUGUGUGUCAGCCGUUGA